UUCUUCUCAAACAAACAAAAGAAGAUGAAGUUCUUGAUUUACCGGGUUGUAUUCUUUCUUCUCUUAAAUGCUUUCACAGCCAACAGAGUUCCAGAUUCUCUAAUUCGUGAUUCUUGCAAGAAAUCUUCUAAACAUUCGGAGCCACAUUUCUACAAGUUCUGCAUCGCAUCUAUUAGCGAAAACCCGGACAGUCAAAAAGUAAAAAAUAUCGAUGAAUUAACUGUUGUAGGAGUGCAAAACGCGAUUUCGAACAUGACCAACGUUAAAGAAAUAGUGGAAAAGAUUUUGAAAGAGAGAAACAAUAAGAAUAAAUUGAGUAUGCAGAUGUUGCGCCAAUGCCUUAAGCUUUAUUCUCAGGGAAAUGACUUGUUAACCAAAUCUUUGGAGUACAUUAAAUUGCGGGAUUUCGAUAAAGUCCACAAUAGUCUUCGUAAUGCAAGAGUUGUUCCGAGAGAGUGUGAAAUGGGAUUCAACGACGAUAACAAACAAAAAUCUCCGGUGACUAAAGAGAAUGAUGUUUUAUUUGACGUCGUCAACAUUGCUCAGUCUUUUAAUUACAAUGCUCAUAUAAACCCACACAGAAUAUAA
Messenger RNA from Capsella rubella, 588 nucleotides. RefSeq names its product pectinesterase inhibitor 12. Lineage: Eukaryota; Viridiplantae; Streptophyta; Magnoliopsida; Brassicales; Brassicaceae. Gene Ontology annotation, molecular function: enzyme inhibitor activity. The record is from RefSeq and is a predicted model, not a curated record. The transcript has a single exon. Bases 25 to 588 code for a protein of 187 amino acids.